AUGUCGCCCACUGAUAUCUUCAGCACCACUCGCCGCGAACCUUCUGUCCGAUACGACCUCAACGCAAGGCAAGGAUGUUGUGAGAAACACCAGACAGAUUACGGCGGUUCUAAUUCAAACUUCCAAAGCAUACCGGCCACUUGGUUGUAUGGUAGAACCCAGAACUCGUCCAACAUCGGCGGCGGUGAUAGAAUAACUCUCAAAGUCCAAGCGCUUGCCAAGCGUCAACUAUACACUUGCAAAUAUAUUGAUGAGAGCAAGUUCCAGCACCACCCUGCACCACCUGAGAGUUGUUGGCAUAUUCCAGCAGCUAUAAAGCGCGCGAGCACAGAACUGACGAACAACCAACAAAGAAACAAACCCGCACUUAGCUUCAAAAUCUCGCAAUUUUUGACAAUGAAUCUCUUGACGAUCAUUCUCCUGGCAUUUACGGCCAUCGGUCCUCUCACUGCACGAGCCCUGCCCGGCUCCGAGGCGAAUGAACCCGCCAAAAAAUGCACUUGGCAGGUGCCCCGGCGACUCAGUACUGUUGUGCUAUCUAGCGACGCAAAUGAAGGUCCGGAUAGGAAAUCAGUGCUGCUCGCGCGCGGAAAGCAUCCCCAAAGAUUCUCGCAUAUUGUCUACGGUAGCAUCCUUAGUCACCUCUGUAAAGAUUGUUCCAUCUUGCACUCGUUGACUAUCGCUAAGAAAUCAGACUCGUCCUUGAUUGCUGGCUGUACGAACCUAAGUGUCAAUUCAGGAAAGGGCUACUUGCACAUAGAAAGAUGUUCGCGAUAG
Suillus clintonianus is the source of this 777-nucleotide messenger RNA. RefSeq lists its product as uncharacterized. The coding region runs from base 1 to 777 and encodes 258 amino acids. Lineage: Eukaryota; Fungi; Basidiomycota; Agaricomycetes; Boletales; Suillaceae. The record is from RefSeq and is a predicted model, not a curated record. The transcript has 7 exons.